This is a messenger RNA of Rattus norvegicus (Norway rat), 1191 nucleotides long. It is a transcript of the gene Tmem95, whose product is annotated as transmembrane protein 95. Gene Ontology annotation, cellular component: sperm plasma membrane. Gene Ontology annotation, biological process: fusion of sperm to egg plasma membrane involved in single fertilization. NCBI's taxonomy places the organism in Eukaryota, Metazoa, Chordata, Mammalia, Rodentia, Muridae. The record is from RefSeq and is marked validated. The coding region runs from base 1 to 552 and encodes 183 amino acids. The transcript has 7 exons.
AUGUGGGUGCUGGCCCUAGGUGGGGUUUUCUUGGCUGUGGCCAAGGCUUGUGUCUUUUGUCGUCUCCCAGCGCAUGCCUUGCCAAGCCGUCUGGCUCAGCUCAAUAAGCAGACGGAGCCGCAGGAGAAGGAAUGCGCCUCCUCUAGCUCAUUCUUGUCCAUCUCCACAGAUGAGGUGUCCAUGAACCAAAUCACAGAGAAAACUCACCGAGUCCUGAGGGUCAUAGAGAUAAAAAGGUCCAUCUCCUUGCUUCCAUUAUAUUGGCAAUGGCUUCGGAAGACCAAGAUCCCCCAGUACACCAGGGAAGCUCUCUGUGCUCCUGUAUGCCCGUUGUUCCUAUUGUCUCCUGCAGGGGGCAGCACCAUCCUGUACAACUGCUCCACCUGCGAGGGCAAGGAGGAGUCUUGUUGGCCCCAAAAGCGCUGCUUCCCAGGAAGUCACGAUCUGUGGGACGCUAGGAUUCUACUUCUAUGUAUCUUCGGAAUUGUCCUGCUUUUGGGUGCUCUGAGCCUCCAAGUGGAGUACCUGAAGCUGCAAGCAAAAGACUCGUGAAGAUGUAGGCAUCUUUCCCAGCCCCAGCUCUAAGAAAUUUGUGCCCAUAAUUUCCACAUCCCUUAGGUUGGGAACUAGCCAGCUUUUAGACCCAGCCCCAAAGCCUCAGUCUUCCAGAUCCUAAACCUCAGACUUCUGCUAUCAAUAUCCGUGUCAGAUGGCCUCCAGGCACCCAAGCACCCACAGCUGGAAAGCUCCGCCCCUUCUGUGUUCCACCAAUCAGACAGAGCAGUGGAUGAUGCCAGGAAAUUAUCUACAGAAGGAAAGAAUCCCUUACCACCACCGCUCCCACAUCCCCUCUGUCCAUUCCCGGAAAGCGGGGGACUGUUGGCCUGUAGACGUUGCUCUAGGCCCUCCAAUGAUUGAUCAGGAAUCCGGGAAUGAGGGUUCUGGAAAACUCUCUCCCUCUGGGGUGAGACCACAUCAGUCAACCCGCUGGCAUACAGUCCUUCCAUUGUACUAUAUUGUGCAGCCUGGGCCUCCCCCCCCCCCCCCCGCCUGGCCCAUGUAAAUUUGCUGUGUGAUGCCUUCCAUCCCUGCCUGGCUCUGUCUACAACUUGGGCAGCCAGAUGGGAUGGGGAUUCUUAGGAAUUCUAGCUAGGGGUGCUCCCCCUCAAUAGAUGUUUAGCAAUGUCUGGA